AAGAUCGAAAAUACUAGGAAUCGGACUCGAUCAAACUGUUGCUGACAACCAUGGCAGUGCGUUUUAAAACAACCGUGCAAAAGGAGGAAACUGUUCUCACUCCUGAAACAGCAUCAUCGGACAGUUCAGCAAGUGCAGAAAAGACGUUCACAGCGGAAAAAAUUCCAGCAAUUGUUCAUCUGUUCAAAAUGGCUGAUGUUGAUAAAAGUGGAGGCCUGGACAUGGACGAGUUUUAUGGGGUUAUGAAGGAAAUAAACCCCGACAUCCUCGAAGAAGAGGCUUGUGUCUUACACAUGAAGAUUGACACAAACUGUGAUCGAACUGUGGAUCUUGGAGAACUUUUACACUAUCUCCUUCAGAGAAAUGAGCAAGCAGAAGCUUUGGACUACAAGAACCUACUCUUCCCUUAUGGUUUUACAUAUAAAGAUGGUGACAGUUGGAAUAAAAUUGUGAAAAUGAUUUGCCGCCCCACCAAGAAUAUAACUGCUCCAGAUUUCAGAGACUAUUGUCCAAUGGAACCAGUCCGGUCUUACAAAGACUAUACUUACAUUUCGAUCACUUCAAAUGGCAAACUGAAGUUCUGGUCAAAUGAUUUAGAAGUAUCAGACACUUUUUCCCUUCAGGACAGAGGGAUGGUGACACUUCCCUUUCACAAUCCUCCAAAAAUGCAGGUAAAUGAUAUGAUCUACAUCAGUGAUCUUAUGCUGCUGGCUGUCUCUACAACUGACAGAGAAGUCUUGUUUUAUAAUUGUAAGGAGUUUGCUGAUUUAACAAAGAUCAAAUACUGCAUCAUAGAGGAAGAUAUUACAGCCAUGGAGUACUACCGCGCUGGGAACAAAGGAAUUUUGGCCUUUGGUGAUUCAAGAGGAUAUUUGUAUGUGUUUGUCUCCUACUAUGUCCGUAUUAAUGGCCUUUUUUGCAAACGCAAGUUGCGAAGCAUCCGUGGAAAACACUACCCGAUUGUGACCAUCUCAUCUCUGCUAAAAAAGACCAGUACAGACUUUAACAGUCUAAAGAUGUUCGUUUUUGACGACAUUUGCACUCAGGUACAAUACCUUCCAUCUUUGCAUUUUUUCACCGUCUGUGGUGAAACAUCAAAAUCCAUGGCUCUUAUCGAGUGCAUCUUUGACCAAGAGAAAAAGAUGCCUGAUGUCAACACACAAAUCUUUACAAGCCCAGAAGACCACAGAUACUACCGUUGUGUUGCUUAUUCCCAUAACUCCAAGUAUUUUUUGACUGGUGGAUUAGCUGGCGUUCUACGUGUAUGGUUUCCUCACAAAACCAGAUCAUGUGAACGCGAAUUACAUGGACACAAGGAAACUGUCAGCCACAUCAUUUACAACCCUAUAGAGAAACUUUUUCUCAGCAUGUCUACAGACAAAAAAAUAUGCAUUUGGGUUGACGGAGAAUGGAUCUGCAAACAGACUAUUUAUCCCAGUGACCUGCCAUCGACAGCCCCAAUAUCUAGUGUAUGCUACAACAUACACAACAACGAGUUGUAUGUGGCAAACAAAAACAUUGCUAAAUGUUUUGGAAGAGGAACGAACGCUUUUCACGAGACUUUGAAAUCCCACGAACAUCCUUUGAGCAGCAUGAUAUAUCACAGCAUCUACAAACAAGUUGUCUCUGUUUGCCAGAAAGGUAUUGUUACAGUGUGGGAUAUCUUGUCAGGAAAGGCUGUUAUGCAGUUUGACAUUUCACAAAACAAGUAUGCGGGUCAGACAUUCAUAUCAUUCGAUGAAGUCAACCGCAAACUCAUUACAGUUUCUCAAAACCGGAUGGUUCAACAGUGGAACUUUAACAAUGGAGAAAUGCUUGACGUCCUACCAGAAAAAAUACCAAAUGAUGUGACCAGCAUUGUCUGCAUAAAUGAUGAAAUGUUUGUCUCCGCAAAGGAUUGCCCAGAUAUCUUACAACUGGACUCCAAAGGACAGUUGAAGAAUGUUUUGAAUCAUUUUCUUUUAGAUGACAUUUGCUCCAUGGAUUACCAUGAAGACAGACUGAUCACGGCAUCCACCAAUGGAAAUGUUCUCACCUGGGAUUUAGAAACUUUACAAGUUUGGGAUUAUAUCAAGACAACAGAUAAGCCCCAAGUACAUAGGGUUGAAAUAUACCUUCGCCAGCAAUCGUUUCAACAGGAUUUUCAGCCUGAGUCUACAACGAGGGAAAAUGAAAAAGAAAGCCCUCUUAUAGUAAAAUGUCUGAGGACCAGAAGUGUGGGCCCUAAAAGAGCAACAUUGCUGAUUACAAGAGAUACGCACAUUACUGCCUGGUCCACAACAAUUAAUGGAGGAUUGAUAAGUAGGUUUAAGGUAGUAAAGGACGAUGACGCUGAGAUUACUUGCAUAUUUCUUUCUGAAACUGAAACAACUUUACUGACAGGAGAUAGCAAUGGAGUAGUCUGUUUGUAUGAUAUUCAAGAUUUUGGCAUUCAAAGUAAAGAUGACAAGAUGGAAUUUGAAACAGUAAAUGGAUGCAAACUCCCUUUGCAAUCACCUCCAUUGCUAGCAUCUUGGCAAGCUGCCCAUUCUACAUUGGUAAGUGUGGCAUGUGAUCCUGCUUGUGAGAAAGUAAUUACCGGAGAGCUGCAAUACAAUGUGAAACUCUGGACAAACACUGGUACCCUUGUUGGCACAUUUGGGAAGGAUCGAUGGGUGAACAUGGUUCAAAAACAUCAUAUCCCGCCAUUAGAGACAACAAACUUCGGUAUCCCAGGGUUGGUACGACAAGAACUAAAAAAGAAAAAGGCUGACCUAGGACCAGGUAAUGCAUUAAAACUGAUGACGGAUGGCAAUUGUUUUGUAUCUCUUUUACAUUUAUUUGAAUGCCAACCCGAAAAGAAAGUUCUGAUACAAGCUUUGUCAGAAGAACCGACUCCUCUAGAGAUUAUUUGGAAUCGUACACUUAAGGCACUUAACAGGAUAGAACAGGAAUUGAAAUUAGUGAAAAAGAUAAAACAAAAUUCAGCGGUACGACAUAUAAGUGCUUUGGAAAAAUUAAUCGCUCAUUGGAUAGAAGAUGAAAAGGAAAAUUUUGAACUGUCUACGGAUGAGGUCCUGGAACAGUCUGAAUCUGUUGAAACACAACAUUCAGUGAUAAACGUGGUAGAAACCACAGAAAGUACUGAGGCUGAGGAAACAUCUGAAAAAGAGGAUUCAUCGACUUGCUUUGGCACAUCCUUCAACAGAUGUAACAACAACUAA
This is a messenger RNA of Fundulus heteroclitus (mummichog), 3203 nucleotides long. Its product is annotated as WD repeat-containing protein on Y chromosome-like. The coding region runs from base 51 to 3203 and encodes 1050 amino acids. The transcript is spliced from 2 exons. The record is from RefSeq and is a predicted model, not a curated record. Gene Ontology annotation, molecular function: calcium ion binding; protein binding. NCBI's taxonomy places the organism in Eukaryota, Metazoa, Chordata, Actinopteri, Cyprinodontiformes, Fundulidae.